This is a messenger RNA of Ogataea haglerorum, 1779 nucleotides long. RefSeq lists its product as uncharacterized. The coding region runs from base 1 to 1779 and encodes 592 amino acids. The transcript has a single exon. NCBI's taxonomy places the organism in Eukaryota, Fungi, Ascomycota, Pichiomycetes, Pichiales, Pichiaceae. The record is from RefSeq and is a predicted model, not a curated record.
AUGCUGCGGCUCGUGGUCAAGAACAGCCUGCCGCUGUACCUGCAGAACCGCGAGCACAGUCUCCUGCGCGUCGCCGUGGGCUGUUUCCGCGAGAUGCUGCUCACGCUCGUCGACAUGCACCGGCUGCGGCCCGAGGACCACGCGCGGCUCUCGCCAGAGCAGCACGACGAGCUGGCCACGUACGUGGCCGCGGCCGAGCAGCUGCUGCGGCUGACGUUUUCCGCCGAAGACGACAUCGAGGUGCUUUUCCACGUCGUCCACGACGCUCACAAGGUGUCGCUUGCACAUGCGCUCGACAUGGUCGAGUACACCCACGUGCUGUUGAAGGUGCUGCAGUACCUCGCGGACCUGCCCACGCCGCUCGCGAUGGGCAGGAGGCGCCGCGGGCCCGCGCCGCAGCAGCACGGCUCCGACUCCGACAGCAUGGACGACGCGCGGCUGAAACGGUAUCUGCAGUUCGACCGCGCGCGCUACGAGGUGUACGAGCGCAAGCUGCUGCACGAGCGCGUGGUGGGCUGCUUCGUGUCUGUCUUUGCCAAGUUUGCCGAGCUGAGCGAGCCGCAGGUGCGCAGAUGCAUCUCGUACUUCAACCGGAUCAUGCUGAGAAAAGACGAGCACUUCUUCAAGCUGCUACGGCUCGACUUCAUGCUCGCGUUGCACGACAUCAAGGACGCCGUGUUCGGCCCCGCCGUGAUGCGCGACCUCGGCCGUCUGCUCGGCUACUACAUGCACACGCUCGAGAAAAAAUGGGCCCAGACCGACGCCGUGCUGCUCGACCUGCUCACGCUCGGCCAGGACCACGACCGCGGCGUGCGCGCGUUCCUGGACACGGGCGACCUCGACGAGUGGCGUGCGCGCGAGCACGCGCAGAGCGGCGCCGACGUGGCGUUUGCCACGCCGGGCCUGUCGUACUCGCACAAGGUGAGCGUGCUGGCCAGCGCGCUCGUGUACCGCGACCAGGGCGGCCUGCUCGAGACGCUGACGGCGCUGCUGCGGGCGCGCGGCGACGACGAGCUCGUGCUGGACGACCGCGCCGCGCUGCGCAGCGGCGUGUUCCGGCUGCUGCUCGCGACAGCGGGCUUCCGCGUCGCCGCUGGCCGCGCGGUGCUGCCGCGCGACGCCGACGCGGGUCACGUGACCGCGACGCUGGAGCUGCUGGAGCAGGCGCGCGAGCAGCCGCUGGAGAGCGACGAGGUGGAGGCCGAGCUGGUGGAGGCGGCGCAGGAGACGCAACCGGAGCCCGACGGCGGCGCAGCACGGUUCGACGACCUCGGCUCGGACAACGACCUGGAGACGCUGAGCCGAGUCUCUGAGAGCGUGGACCGGCUGGAUGCGUUGGAGGCGGCGCUGGAGAAGAAGACUGGCAAGCGACGGCGCGACCCCGACGCGGACGAGCCGCGAUUUGCGGCCUCCGCACGCAAGCGCAAGGCCCGUGCUACGAGGACGAAGCGGCGCAAGAGCGCGCCGAAGCACGACGAGCCGAAGCAGCAUCUGUCGUCGAAGUACGUCGACUCGGACGACGACGCGUCGGACGCAGAGAAAGAGGCCGAGUUCUUCCGCCGGGAAGAGCAGCUGCAGGCGCUGAUCCAGGCGAACGGCGGCGUGAUCAGUCCGGAGCAGUUCCAGCGGCUACUGGGCGGCGGCGGACAGCAGAGACGGAUGGUGGACCUCAGCGAAAGCGAGGAGAGCGUGCUCAGCGGAAGCGAAGGCGCGGAUAGCUCGCAGGCGUCGAUUGUGCGCGCCCGCCGCGGCCGCGCCGUGAUCGACGAGGAUGAGUAA